Molecule: messenger RNA, 483 nt
Organism: Phytophthora sojae
Lineage: Eukaryota; Oomycota; Peronosporomycetes; Peronosporales; Peronosporaceae
Exons: 1
Molecular function (GO): oxidoreductase activity, acting on single donors with incorporation of molecular oxygen, incorporation of two atoms of oxygen; iron ion binding
Source: RefSeq, a predicted model, not a curated record
GGGGUGGUUGCGAGGACGAACGGGAACUCGCGUGACGCCGACAACGUCGGCACCACCUUCCAUCGAGGUCUAUCGUUCACUGAUUCGGACGGGUUCGUUUCCUUCGCCACCAAGUUCCCAGGGCUGUACGCGGGACGCACUACACACAUCCAUAUCAUGACGCACUCGGAUGGCACUGUGCUUGCCAACGGAACGUACUCGGGUGGACGGGUAUCGCACGUAGGCCAGCUCUUCUUCGACCAAUCCCUCAUCACGGAGGUGCAGUCCACUGGAGUGUACGCGGACAACUCGAUCCGGGUCACCACGAACGAAGACGACUCCAUCGCCUUGCAGUCUGCGGCUGACGACUUCGACCCGUUCGUUCAGUACGUGAAACUGGGCGAGUCCGUGGAAGACGGUCUCUUGGCUUGGAUCUCGGUGGGAGUGGACAUGACGAACGACAACAGCGUGACCGCCGCGGGGACGUACACUGGAAGCGAUGGC